CACAUCGUCUUCAAUUAUGAACGUGAUUAAGCUGCGCCGUCCUGCUGUAUCGCCAGAGAUCGACCCAUCGACUCUCUCCAACUACCAAAACUUUGCUGUGUCGAACACUGAGUUGUUCUUGGAUGUGUUGUUUGACGAGAAGAUCGUAGCUGGUACGGUUCUUUACCACUUAGAAGUGCUUAACAAGGACGUCUCCGAGGUCAUUUUGGAUACUUCGUUCUUGACUGUAGAAUCCGUAACUGUAAACGGCUCUGAAGCUGAAUUUUCGUUGCACGAAAGAGUUGAGCCUUUAGGUUCAAGAUUAGCUAUAUCCAUUCCUCCAAAUUCACAAAAAGUACAGUUGUUCAUUUCCUUCAGAACCACUGAAAGAUGCACGGCUAUCCAGUUUUUGGACAAAGAAGCCACUGAUGGCAAAAAGGCACCAUACUUAUUCUGCCAAUGCCAGGCUAUUCAUGCCAGAAGCUUGUUCCCAUGUUUCGAUACUCCAGCUCUCAAGUCUACCUACAAGUUGUCUGCCAAGUCUCCCCUCUUCACAUUGAUGUCUGGAAGACCAGUUAAUCAAGAAGGAGACAUGUACUACUUUGACCAGCCAGUGCCAAUUCCAUCAUACUUGAUUUCUAUCGCCUCUGGUGAUAUCGUGAAAGCCAAGAUCGGACCAAGAUCGGAUAUCUACUCAGAACCUGUCAAAAUCAAGGAUUGCCAAUGGGAAUUCGAAAACGAUAUGGAAGACUUCAUCCAGAUAGCUGAGAAGUUAGUGUUUGAGUACGAGUGGUUACGUUUCGACUCGUUGGUGUUGCCUUCUUCCUUUCCAUACGGAGGUAUGGAAAUCCCCAAUUUGUGCCAAUUGACUCCUACCUUGAUUUGCAAGGACAGAUCCCAGGUCACAGUCAUGGCACACGAAUUGGCACACUCCUGGUCGGGUAAUUUGGUCACCAACUGUUCUUGGGAACAUUUCUGGUUGAACGAAGGCUGGACUGUCUACAUCGAAAGAAGAAUCAUUGAAGGUAUCGCUACUGCUGAAGCCAUCAAAGCUGGGAAAAAGGAUCCUUUUGCUUACGGUGAAAGUAUGAGACACUUCAGUGCUAUCAUUGGCUGGAACGACUUGGAAAACUCCAUUAAGGCCAUGGGUAAUGAUGCUGAAAGGUUCUCUCCCUUGGUCCUUGACUUGAAAGCUGGUGAAGAUCCAGACGACUCAUUCUCUACUGUUCCAUACGAAAAGGGUUUCAACUUGUUGUUUCUUAUCGAACAAACCGUAGGCGGAAAGAAGGUGUUUGACAAGUUCAUUCCUUCCUACUUCAAGAAGUUCAGAUACGGUUCUUUAGACACCUACCAAUUUGUCGACUACUUGUACGAAUUUUUCAACGACAAGAAGGUCGAAUUGGAUUCCAUUGACUGGGAAUCGUGGUUAUACAAACCAGGAAUGCCACCGGUGAUGCCUAAGUUCGACACAACCUUAGCUGAUGAGUGCUACGAGUUGGCCGAUGAAUGGUUCUCUGCUAUCAAGAACAACUCUUAUCUCAAACACGACUUCUCUUCUGCUGAUAUCAAAUCGUUUGAACCCAACCAAUCGGUUGUAUUCUUAGACACUUUGAUCUCAUACAACAAGCACAAAGACUUCAAUUGGAAGGAUCACGUAGAUGCUCUCAAAUUGAUGGAAACAGCUUACACCGAAUAUGACACCAGUUUGAAUGCCGAAAUCUUAUUCAGAUGGUACAUGUUGCAGGUAUCUGGGGAGAGAGAAGAGUUCCAGCACAAGUUGGGCCAAUGGUUAGGAACUGUAGGUAGAAUGAAGUUUGUCAGACCAGGAUACGUCUUGCUCAACGAAGUUAACCGCGAACUUGCUAUCUACUACUUCAAGAAGUUCGAAUCCAACUACCACCCAAUCUGUAAGACCAUGGUUAAGAAGGACUUGGGUUUGGUUUAGGUAGUAUUUAUUUUUGCAUAUAAUUUUAAUUUAAUGUAGUCAUGUUCUU
Molecule: messenger RNA, 1973 nt
Organism: Scheffersomyces stipitis CBS 6054
Lineage: Eukaryota; Fungi; Ascomycota; Pichiomycetes; Serinales; Debaryomycetaceae
Gene: LTA4
Product: putative leukotriene A-4 hydrolase (LTA-4 hydrolase) (Leukotriene A(4) hydrolase)
Exons: 1
Coding region: 17-1924 (635 amino acids)
Biological process (GO): proteolysis
Cellular component (GO): cytosol
Molecular function (GO): zinc ion binding; aminopeptidase activity; epoxide hydrolase activity
Source: RefSeq, a predicted model, not a curated record